Messenger RNA from Anopheles nili, 4165 nucleotides. It is a transcript of the gene bon, whose product is annotated as E3 ubiquitin-protein ligase TRIM33. The transcript has 13 exons. The coding region runs from base 368 to 4165 and encodes 1265 amino acids. Gene Ontology annotation, molecular function: ubiquitin-protein transferase activity; zinc ion binding; protein binding. Gene Ontology annotation, biological process: positive regulation of DNA-templated transcription. The record is from RefSeq and is a predicted model, not a curated record. Gene Ontology annotation, cellular component: chromatin; nucleoplasm. Lineage: Eukaryota; Metazoa; Arthropoda; Insecta; Diptera; Culicidae.
GAAAAGCUCAACAAAUAGCGGAGGUGAAAGGUUGGGAUUACCACCGGCAAACAGCUACUUGGUUGACGGAGGGCUAUACGUGCCCUUACUGUCGCGCAGCGCCCAUCCAGAGGCCAAGGUCAACUGCCAGCGAAAGGGUCGAGUUGGUGUGACCUGUGGUGGUUAGUGGUUAGCAGUGAAACAACAACAGCAACAACAAAAAAGAGUGAAAAGUGAAGAAAAAAUGAAGUGAAUCGUAUGGCGGCAAGUACGGCGGUUUUGUGUAUUUGCGUGAAUCUGCAUCAGGUCGAGUAGUCGGUACUGUUUGACUCCUGGCCGGAUUUGGUCGUCGUGUGUUCCCCGUUUUCACCGUUGGCUGUGCACCUACAUGGCAGCGGCAGCAACUGGCAACAUGGAUUCGGACGACCUUUCGGAUACGAUGAACGAUUUCCUUCCACUGCUGCCGGAAAACAUCAAACAGGAGCUGUUCGAUGCCACCGAGAAGGGAAAUCUGUGCGACAGUGUGGAAAAUAAGGGAGAUGAAGCAGAAACAGCUAAUGAGCCGCCAGCACCAAAAAAAUGCGUGUGGUGUCAACAGACACUCACGCCCAACGAUCAUCCGAAGCUUCUCGAGUGUCUACACAUCGCCUGCCAUGCAUGUGUUAAGCAGAAGAUCACGGAUCUGUCGCACAACUCUGCACUCGUUUGUCCGGUGUGCAAAAUGGAAAGCCGGCUUGAGUACAUCAUCGACAACGUGUUUCUAAGCGAAACGUCAUCAACCGGCAGCGAGGACAAUCCAGGAAGCGUAGAAUCGACGAAGGACUUGAUCAAGUGCAGCAGCUGCAGUGACGAUGCGAACGCCACAUCCUGGUGUGUUGAAUGUGCUGAAUUCAUCUGCGAUAGCUGUGUGCAGGCGCACCAGCGGCUCAAGAUCACGAAAGAACACACGAUCAAGCCGAAGGAAGCAGCCAGCAGCGAGCAAACCGGAAGCAAUGGGUUGGCUGGAAAGAACAUCAUGUGCCACAUGCAUCCACAGGAAAAAUUGUCUCUCUAUUGUGAAACAUGCGACCGAUUGACGUGUCGCGAUUGUCAGCUCCUGGAUCACCGGGAUCAUAAAUAUAAAUUUGCCAACGAAAUUGCCAGUGAAACACGAAGCAGUCUUAGUGCGCUGUUGAGUGAAAUCAGCUACAAAAAAGUGCUACUAUCGAGCGCCAUGAAGGUUAUAGACGAUCGCCAGGCGCAGAUCACGGAGAAGAAAAAGGAACUGUCGAAGGAAAUUGCCGACCUAGUGGUGAAACUGACGAACGCCGUUAACAUGCGAGGCAAGCAGCUUGUGUAUCGAUUAAAUCAGGUCUGCGACACCAAGCUUCAGGUACUAAACGAGAAAAAGGAAGCCCUCCAGCUUCUCUCCGGUCACACGGACCAUUGCAUCGAAUUUGUGCAGACCGCACUUGACAAGGGUAGCGACAGUGCCGUCCUAUAUAGCAAAAAAACGCUCGCCCGACAUCUACAGAAAGUGAAAAGCCAACGGGCGGAUAUUCCCAACCCGGAAAUACCCGUGAGAGUACAGCUGUACCUAUCCAACGUACCUGAGCUACAGAGCGUGAUCGCACGCAUUGGUACUAUACUAGUCGAUGGAAAGGUCUAUCCACCUCCUCCAGGACCUCAAGGGCCCUCUGGUCCUGGUCCCGUCCCCGGUUCGGCUCCACCAGCGCCGCAAAGUCGCAGCAAACAACCCAGCCCAAAUAUCACUCCUCCGCUGAGGCCUGGCAUGCCUGGUCCCGGUAUGACAACGCUGUCCUCCAAUGGUCCUGGCGGUGGUGGACCCGGUGGAGGCGGCGGUGCUGGCAACUUUUCCCAGGUACCUCCCAUGUACAACGGAAAUGGUGGCGUACCAGUUGGAGCACCGUUCCCACCAAACCAUCCCAUGAGCAGAUCGUUCCCACAAGAGAACGGACCAGGUCCGGGUCCAGGUUUCGGUAGGUUCCCCAUGGGUCCACCGCAUGGCAUGCCACCACAGCAGCACGUCAGCUCGUCGACUCAUCCACAAAACAUGGAUAUUAGUUUGCGUAAUUUAUUGAACCAAAAAUCGAACGGCCCUCCAAUGCCCCCAAGCGGGGCAGCUGGCAUGAACGUUGGAAGCGGGUCCUUGCUUGGUGUUGGCAAUACUGGCAGUGGGUCUGGUGGUGUGGGUGGUGGAGCCGGUGGUGGUGGCGGUGGAAGUGCUGGGGCACAUGCAGGAGGCAAUGUAGGCAAUAACGCUCUGGCUAAUAAUCAAUUUACUGCCACAGCAAACUUCAUGGGGAGCGGCGUCUCACCAGGAGGUUCGGGUGGAGGACCUUCCUCCCACCGGUUGUCUGGGCAGCUGGGCGGGCCGGGAAAUUUUUUGGGCGGCCCGGGCAGCGCGCACCAGAGCUUCAAUCAAGCUUCGCCCGGUGGCCCGCCCAAUAGCGGUGCAAUGGGCAUGGGAGCAGGAGGACCAGUAGCAGCCGUUGCAGCGGCCGCGGCGGCUCGCUUUCAAUCCUUUCCGAGGUUUCCUAUACCUCCCUCGAUGCGGCACAUCAUGGGAAACAACUCUUCCACUCUCCUCACACCAAAGCAGCAAUCCUUGCGCUAUCCGGGCCAGCAAACGCCACCGGGAUAUAAUCCCAACUCGUCGCAACCUCCUCAGCUACCGCCACAGCUCUCCGGUGCGCCCGUACCCGGAUCAGGUGGCAGCGGAUCGGUAAGUGGAAGCAGCGUUGGAAGUGGUGGCGGUGGUAGCAGCGGAGGCGCCAAAUGGCACAUCCCGCAAAACAUGCAAACACAGCAGAACAAUGGUUUUGGAGGACCGUCAGGAUUGCAUUUGUUUGGCAAUGGGCCGAACGAGUCUUUUAAAAUCCCUUUGAAAUCACCGGACACCAUGCGCAACGCAAUGCUUCUGAACGGUGCUGGCUCUUCCAGUGGUUCCCUUAGCUUGGGAGGAGGUGGCCACGGUGGUAGCGGAGGACCUUCAGGAUCAGGCCUCAGCGGUCUCAGCAGUUCGCUGCACCAUCACCAUCACCAUCAUCAUCAUCAGAAUCACAAUCAACAGCAGCAGCAACAGCAGCAACAGCAACAGCAACAGCAACAGCAACAACAACAACAACAUCAGCAAGCCCAGCAACAGCUACAUCAACAGCAGCAGCAACAACAGCAGCAACAACAGCAACAGCAGCUACACAGCCAACAGCAGUUGCAGAAUCAUUUACAGCAGCUGCAAAAUGCUCUACCGAAUGUUUCUUCUACUAAUCCGAAAACGCCAAGCCCAAGCACGAACGAGCCUGGAAAGGAUUUUGCUGAAUCUAUUGAUAAGACUUGUGAGGAUUCAGUGAACGAUCUGAUGGCCACGAUUGCCAAGCUGGAUUCCAACGGAGUGCAGGUGCUGCCGGAAGGCCAUCGAGGCAAGACAACGUCUCCGCAGGUGCACAGUUCGACGGACCUGAACAACAGUGGUGUCAGCGUGAGCACGGCAUCGAGCGCAGGAGCUAGCUCGGGCGGGUCCAGUAGCAGUACAACCAUCGUACUGGAUGACAAAAACCUGGUCAAAGAUCUCGAUCCGAACGAAGACUGGUGUGCAGUUUGCAUGGAUGGUGGUGAGCUGAUGUGCUGUGAUAAGUGCCCGAAAGUCUUCCACCAGACGUGUCACAUACCGGUGAUUGAUUCGCUGCCGGAUGAAAGUGAAACCUGGCAGUGCUUAUUGUGCUAUAACUUUGCUGACCUUCCUCCAGAACCGACAGGAGAAAAGCGAAACAUCGGAAUUACGCCGCUGGAGCUGAAGAUACUGCAACGAAUUGUGUUGGAGCUGUUCUGCCAGUAUGAAACCAGCAUGCCGUUCCGACAGCUCGAACCAGACACAAAUAAAGCGUACUAUGAUAUCGUCAGAAAUCCCGUUUCGUUGACGAUUAUUCGUGAGAAGUUAGAAAUGAGCAAUAAUGACCAUUACACUGAUAUUAUUUCCUUUGUCGCUGAUGUCAAGCGAUUAUUCGACAAUGUCUAUCUCUACUAUCAGGAGGACAGUACAACAUACAAGAAUGCAAGGAAGCUGGAGAAAUUCUUUGAGCAGCAGCUCUCGAAGUGGUUGCCCAAAUACCUCGAGAUUGACUGUUAUGCUGACGAUUUUCUUCCAAGCGUGACCAAACGCUCCAAGAGUCACCAAGAUGACUAA